Molecule: messenger RNA, 3035 nt
Organism: Mauremys reevesii (Reeves's turtle)
Lineage: Eukaryota; Metazoa; Chordata; Testudines; Geoemydidae
Product: TRIO and F-actin-binding protein-like
Exons: 10
Coding region: 179-2758 (859 amino acids)
Source: RefSeq, a predicted model, not a curated record
AGCCAACCAAAAAGAGACUCCUGGGCGUGGCCUUCCUCCACUUCCCAGGGAAAGUUUACAUUCAUUGUUUUUUUAAAAAUAAGGCAGCGGCAGAUGAGCUGGAGCCGGGCUUGAGCUGGUGCAAGUUACCUCCCUAAUGCAGCACACCUGAGGAAACGUCUUUCCCCUGGCAUGGGCUAUGUCAGAUUUUGUAGAGCAUGCCCCCUGUGAGAACUUUGAGGCCAAUGUGUUUGCCAGGAGCCGAUGCCAGAAUUGUUUCCGGGCAGUUGGUGCUCACCACCAGCCCAGCAACCAGAGUUACUGCCGCCUUGCCUGCGAUCGGCUCAGAGCUGUCUCCUCUGAGCAAAUCCCAGCGAGGGCGACACAAUGGAGAGAAAGCGGCGCUGACAGCCAGGCUGCUAGGAACCUUCCCCCUCGCUGCUCCCAUGCUGAGAAGGUGCCAGAGGAACAUGCUGUGGAGGCCCCACAUGGUGAUGCCACCAGUGGGCCAGACCCAGGUGGACUUUGGGACCCCCUGUGCAUCUUAGCUCCCCAGUGUGAGCUGUAUGUGUGUGCGGGCUUCAAGGACAGGACUGAGGACUGGCAGGAGAGCUUGGCAUACACCCAGCUCAGCAGCCGAGCCCAGGACGAGCAUGAAGACACCAGCACCCGUACUGAUAUCAGCACCGAUACCAGCACCGGUACCGGAACCAGCGCCACGCUCUCAGGGGACUGGGAAAUGACCAGGCUGCUGGACAGCAUUUUGGGAUCGGACAAACAAGACACAAUGAACUACACGGGCCAGAGGAAAGAGGUGCAGAUUGGAGCCCUGCAGUCAGACAGACCCAGGUGGGGUCAGACCAUAUCCUGGGGGAGAACAGAGUCCCAGAGCUUCAUGAAAGAAAUCUCCCCUCAGAAAGCAGAAUCCAGUCCUGUGAGCCAGAGCACUGGGGAUGGCUGGGCAAAGCGUCAGACGGAGAGCAGUUAUUUCUCUCUGGAACGCCGGAAAUCUGACCCCACCUGGGUCUCCUCCCCUCCACGAGCCAGCUCCAGCACCUUGCCCACACGCAGUGACCCAGUAAGGACUGGCAGGCAUCUCACUUCCUCCAUCAGCUCACUGGACUCUGACUUACCUGGGUGCACGAGGGGCGGCGGCGAGGGGCGACAUGCCCUGGUGCGGCAGGAAUACACGGUGUUGGCUGAUCUGCCCAAGCCCAAGCGGAUCAGUCACAGGGAGGCAUUUGAACAGGAACGCAGCAGCUCCCGCACUCGGAGCCCGGGCCGGGCAGAGGUGGAGCGGAUCUUUGGAUACGAGCGUAGGAUGUCCGAGACGCUGGAGGCGUUCCAGGCCCUGGAGGACGGCCUCCUGGACCGGCUGGAUGGCAAGACCCCACUGCUGGCCAAAGAAGGGCGGUUAGGCAGGAGGCAGUCCAGCCCCACUCUGUACAGAGAGGGGAACAAGAGGCUCCCACAGCAGCUGGAACAGCCAGGCAGACGUGGAGGACAGGCCCUGCACUCAGUGAGCCCGGCUCGGCGAUCAGAAAGAGACUGGAGGAGCCAAGUGGACUCUAUGUGCCACAUGAGUACAGACAAGUGCAUGGACAGAGAAGGGGUUUCUCCUCAGCCCUUGAAUCCUGGAAAACACACAGACAGUAACUGGAAAAGCCAGAGGGAUUCCCUGCACCCCACAAACCCCGGGAAGAGCUCAGAUAACAGUUGGACUAGCCGAGGGGUGCACCUGCGCUCCUUGAGUCCUGGGAAGCACUUAGAGAGCAACUGGAAGAGCCCAAAGGAGACCCACCCUGUGAGUCCAGUGACGAGCACUGAGAGAAAGUGGAAGGGUGCAAAAGAACCCCUGCACCCUAUGAGUGCUGGAAAACGCAUGAGUGCACGACAGAGCCUAGAGGAGAAACCCCACCUUGUGAGUCCGGGGAAAUGCACAGAGCGAGAUCAGAAGAGCCAGGGCAAAUCACUGCGCCCCGUGAGUCCACCCAGGAAACUGGAGAGCGACUGGAGGAGCCAGGCAGAGACCCUGCGCUCCAGGAGUCCAACCAGGAGGCCAGAGAGGGACUGGAGGGGCCACGCAGAGACCCUGAGCUCCAGGAGUCCAACCAGGAGGCCAGAGAGGGACUGGAGGGGCCACGCAGAGACCCUGAGCUCCAGGAGUCCAACCAGGCAACCGGAGAGGGACUGGAGGAGCCAUGCAGAAACCCUGCGCUCCAGGAGUCCAACCGGGAGGCCAGAGAGGGACUGGAGGAGCCAGGUAGAGACCCUGCGCUCCAGGAGCCCAGCCGGGCAGCUGAAGAGGGACUGGAGGAGCCAGGAAGAGGCUCUGUGCUCCAGGAGUCAAACUCAAAGAUCAGAAGACAACUGGAAAACCCAAGAGAAGUGCUUGUGCCACAUGAAUCCAAUGCAACAGCUGGAAAGGGACUGGAGAAGCCAAGGAGAAUGUCUGUACUCAGUGAGCUCAGGGCACCAACCAGAGACCAAAAGCCCGGUGAGUCCAAGUCAAUGGUUAGAGAGUGACAUGAAGAGCCAUGAGCAGUCCCUAGACCUAAGCUCAGAGAAGCAAUUGGAGAAUGACAGGGGCAAAGAGGAGACCCUCUUACAUCAAUCCCAGCUAGAUCGAGGCACAACCCGACCCCUCAACAGUGCCAGCUCCAUGGGAAGCCAAGAUCUUUAUUUGAACACUAACGGGCAACGCCACAAGGUACACCAGAAACUGGGGAAGAAGUGGGGGGAGGGGGAGAGAGCGCAUGGUGUAUGUGCAUGUGCAUGAGGGAACCUCUCAGAAGCUCCCAGAGUGAGUAGUAUGACAAGGAAUUGGCUGGGCCAUUCUCUGUGACAAAGGCUGCUGGCUUCUCACACAGAUGCUGUCUCAGCAUGCAGCACCUCUCUCUCUGACACUGUGUCUGAGCUAGUCUCUGCCCGAAAGGCAGCUGUGAGGUACUGAAUUGCUGGUUUUUGUGAGAGGUGGGUAAAUGCAUCUGCAAUUGCACCUCCCCUCUCCCAAUACAUUUUCCAUGCUCGUUAGCACAUUAUACACACUAAUUAAU